AUGUUCUGCGCGCUAACAGUAGUUGAAAAGAUGGAAAAUUUCAGCACUCUGCCAAUGGGAAUAAUGGCCAACAAUGCGCCGGUACCGCUCUCGAAGCGAAAAGGAUGCGCUAUCGAUGAGCUCCUUCAGUCGAAACGAAAUACGAGCUCGACACUGUACCGCAAGAUGCUCGAGAGUCUCGUCGAGCGAAAAUCGGAGUUUCUGCGGGCUCAGAAGCGCGCGUCGAUGUUCGUCGACACGCGUUGCGUCAAUGAGUUGUGUGUGAUGAACGAGUUCGCCGAACUUUAUCAGAACGUCGAGAAUAUUUCGCAAACUGAUAGCGCCAAGAAAACACUGCUCGAAGAUAUUGUGAAAGAAUCGAUCAUCAUCGAAUGGCCGCGUACGUUUCCCGGUGUCUCGUCUAGCGGUCUCGACGCCGAAAUCGAUUUCGCGCCGCUCAUUCAUCGCGCUCGCAACGUCGUAAAAUGCCGAACGAGCCAUCCAACGAUGCGAGUGAAGGUUUUCGCGUUGACGCAUGAGACAAUCAACGUCGAGGUGUUGUUCCGCGCGACGCUCGUCAAACUCGCCAGCGAUAACGGCGACUCGAGGUAUCGGCAAGUUGCCGGCCGAAUGAUAUUGACGCAACGCGAAGGGAUUCCCGUCACGAAGAGUCAAGAGCGGAGCGGCGCGGUGGUGAACGCCGAUGGCAAAUUGGUUACGUACCACGACAAUCCGUCGACGAACGUCCUCGAAUUGAUGGGCGAGGGUCCGGUGAAAUCGACGCGUUUGAAAUUUGAGAACGGCGUCUUGUGCGCGACGUUUCCUGAGAUGGGAGUCACGUUGAAUUCGAUGAUCGAUCGCCGACAACUAUCGACGAGAUAUGCGAUUCAGGUGGAAGUCGGACUCAUCAUCGACGGCAAGAUUGAAUUGAAGCAUACAAUUGUCUCUCAUCCAUUCCUUAUUGCGAUCACCAAUGAUCAGACGGAACCGCUUCUUCAAUCAAUUUUUUGGCAUCGAUUAGUGGAUUUUGACCAUGAUAAUUCCAUUGAUAUUCUUCCCGAGCACUCGAAACUUUCUUGGGGGAUUCUUCGGCAUGCGAUUCGGGCGUUUAUCAAGUGCCAGCUGCCGACCGCCCGAUUUCUGACUCGCUAUGAGAUCCUUCAUAUUCAGUGCAUGGUGUUCUUGCCGCGUGUCAUGUUGUGCAAUUCGACCGACGCCAUCCAGAUCACCGAGCUCACGUUGUUCGGCAACAUUCAAGAUGCGGAUGAUGCGAGCAUUAGAGGCGAGCAGAAGAAGAUCCGUCAACGCCUUCUCACCGAAUUCGUCAUGGAUUAUUGUUCAGUUGAUCGCAAAGAGUUUAUGACGGACAAAUGCCUAUCGCUUCUUGACAUGUGCUCGGAAUUGCCGCACUCGACGUGGCAAUGGCUUCAGCGAGCUUCUGAGAUGGUGCAGGAUGUUGGGCACAAGUUGUGUCCCACGCCGGUCGUUGAUCGAAAAUCGACGAAGACGAAAAAGCAGAUGGCGGCGGCGGAGGAUUAUCAAACGAUGUUGAGCUUGUUCAACAAGGGGUUUAUUACGAUUUGCUCAACGCACGCUGUCAAGCAAUUUUUGAAGUCUGAUCGAAAAUCGGCGAUGCUUAUGCGAUUCUGCGAUGAGAAUUGCGGUCACUUCUCGUUCUGCUAUGGGAUUUCGAAGGAGAAACCCAUAAUUGGCUCGAUAUCUGCGGAUCGCGUCAAGGAUUUCAAGCAAGGCCUUCCGGAGGUUCUCAUGGAUGAGCGAUAUCCAUCAAAAUUUCCCGAGCUUAUUCGCAUGCCGGUAAACGACGAUGAGGAUCAGCAAUCGACCUAUGUGUUAAAGCGCGAGAUUUUCCACAACUACUCGACGCAUCGAAAAGAUAUGGAGAGCGUUUCGAUACUUGACGACGAGACAUGCCGAGUUGACGCGUUGUCGGGCGCACAAUUAGCACGCGCGACGCCGCCCCCUUCGACGAGUCACCAGCCGAAUUUUGAGUUUUCCUCAUUGAUUGGCAAUGAUCAAAUUGCUCAAUCGCUUUUGCAGUUGUUUCAAGCGAAUGUGGAAAGCUAUAGGGAAACUGUAGAGCCUUCAUGCUCAACAGCCGCUAGUAGCCAGAAUGACGACGAGCCUGAGCCAACCUCAAUCGACAAGAUCCUUCGAGAAUCGAUGCGAACCGCUGAAACCGAAGAGGACCCGACGAAGCAAAUUGCUCAAAUGCUGCUCAAUCAGUACAAAUAA
Molecule: messenger RNA, 2232 nt
Organism: Caenorhabditis bovis
Lineage: Eukaryota; Metazoa; Nematoda; Chromadorea; Rhabditida; Rhabditidae
Source: the annotation of a GenBank genome assembly